Suillus paluster is the source of this 1587-nucleotide messenger RNA. RefSeq names its product putative 1-pyrroline-5-carboxylate dehydrogenase. The record is from RefSeq and is a predicted model, not a curated record. The transcript is spliced from 11 exons. NCBI's taxonomy places the organism in Eukaryota, Fungi, Basidiomycota, Agaricomycetes, Boletales, Suillaceae. Gene Ontology annotation, molecular function: aldehyde dehydrogenase (NAD+) activity. Bases 1 to 1587 code for a protein of 528 amino acids.
AUGGCGUCCACUCUCACGCACCAGUUCGAUACUCCCGUUUACAAGGGCGCAGUCACCUUCCCGACACAACUGUUCAUCAAUGGUGAGUUUGUCGACCCUCUUGAUAAAGGGACGAUCGAUGUGAUCAAUCCGGCGACUUGCAAGGUUAUCGCCCGAGUUUCAGUUGGAUGCCGUAAAGAUAUCGAGGUUGCAGUACAAGCGGCACGAACAGCAUACAAACAGCACUGGGGUUUGAAGGUGUCUGGACCAGAUAGAAGCAAACUCCUUCAUAAGCUCGCUGAUCUUGUCGAAGCCAACAUUGAACAUCUUGCUGCUCUCGAGGCCCUUAAUGUCGGCAAGACGUUCUGCGCGGCAAAGGCGGUGGAUAUACCGACUGCAGUCUCUUUGCUACGGUACUAUGCGGGAUGGGCUGACAAGAUACAGGGCAAAAGCAUCCAGGCAUGUCUAUCGACAACCCUUGACAAGAUUGGUUUUACUCGCCACGAGCCUAUUGGAGUUGUUGGCGCAAUCGUUCCAUGGAACUUUCCCCGUUUGUAUUUACGCUUACAACGCGAUUCUGCGCUUACCCCAUUUCGGCUAGUGAGCAUGCUUGUUAUGAAACUCGCCCCCGCACUCGCUUGCGGAAACGCCGCUGUGGCGAAACCCUCUGAGUUCACACCCCUCUCCGCAUUGUUUUUGUGCACGCUGAUCCAAGAAGCUGGUUUCCCACCUGGGGUAAUCAACAUCGUGCCGGGCUAUGGAGACACCGCGGGGCAAGCGAUCUGUGAAAAUAUGAUCAUCGACAAGGUCGCAUUUACUGGGAGUACUCUCACAGGCAGGAAGAUUAUGGAAGCAGCCGCGAGAAGCAACCUGAAGAAAAUCAGCCUCGAGCUCGGCGGAAAGAGUCCGAACAUAAUUUUCGACGACGCAGACGUCGAACAGGCUGUCAAAUGGGCUAUUAGUGGUAUUUUCGCAAACCAAGGAGAGAUAUGUGUUGCGGGGUCUCGGAUUUACGUGCAAGCCGGCAUCUAUGAUGACUUUCUACAAAAGUUCACACAUAGCGCUCAGCAUCUUCGUUUGGGUGAUCCAUUUUCCCCGGACACGUUCCAGGGCCCUCAGAUAUCUGAGAGACAAUUUGAGACACCGAUACUCCGACGUAAGCGCGUUAUGGAUUACAUCAAAUCUGGCCAAGCAGAAGGCGCAACUCUUCACCUUGGUGGCAAGCGGCAUGGAACAGAAGGUUAUUUCAUCCAGCCUACUAUUUUCACGGGCUGCAAGCCCAAUAUGAAGAUUGUGAAGGAGGAAAUAUUUGGUCCUGUAGCAGCGGUUAUGAAGUUUGCCACGGAGGAAGAGGUGAUUGAACAAGCAAACAACACCACUUAUGGACUCGCCUGCUCGGUUUUCACGAAGGACAUCGAUAGAGCAAUGCGUGUUGCAAGUAACAUCGAGGCAGGCACCGCGUGGGUAAACUUCACUAACUGGCCGGACCUUGGACUGCCAUUUGGUGGAUUCAAGCAGUCAGGCGUAGGCAAAGACCUGGGCGAAUAUGCUCUUGAGAACUAUACCAACGUCAAAGCGGUGCUCAUUAACAUUGGGAUGAAGAUCUAA